Rubroshorea leprosula is the source of this 1046-nucleotide messenger RNA. The record is from the annotation of a GenBank genome assembly. NCBI's taxonomy places the organism in Eukaryota, Viridiplantae, Streptophyta, Magnoliopsida, Malvales, Dipterocarpaceae.
GGGAAACAGAACAGUGAGGGAGCUAGCAGCCUAGCACAAGAAACCAAAAAGGAGAAGUGAAGAUGAAAGUAAUUUAGUUGCUAUCUUCAGAAGUCUCCCUUCCCCUGCUUCUUCUCCAUUUGUCCCCUGCAGCCGAACCCCGACAGACACAGCGAGAAUCGGAGGGUGCCAACGUCACCACCGCCACGUCUCCGAGAAAUCUUCCGAACCCAUUUUUUUUUAUUUUUAUCUAUUUAUCUUUUUUCCUUGUUUUUGAAUUCUGUUUCCACGGCAGUUGACCUAAUCCGAUUCCCAUACAAAGAGGCGUCUCACGGAGGAAGACAACAGGCGCACGCACGGGGAAGGAGAAAAGGGGGUGUUUUCCGAAAUGGGUAAUUCAUUUGGGUGCUCGGCGUCCGGGGAGAGGUUAGUAUCGGCGGCUAGGGAUGGGGAUUUUGUCGAGGCUAAGAUGCUUCUUGAUUGCAAUCCAUGUCUGGCUAAGUAUUCGACUUUUGGAGGGCUGAAUUCUCCCCUCCAUUUCGCUGCUGCUAAAGGCCACAAUGAGAUUGUUGCUUUAUUGCUUGAAAAUGGAGCUGAUGUUAAUUCGAGGAAUUACUGCGGCCAGGUAUCAUAUUUGAUGAUUUUCUCAUCUGGGUUUUCUUUUCCAUUGCUAAUUGUUUUCCAUUGGAGCUUGCAUUUUUGGGACCAAUUUUUUUUGUUUUAAUAUGAAAAAGUCUUAAGCUUGGGGAGAUUUCCGUAAUUAGUUCUCCUUUUAAGUCCUUUCUUUUUUCCUAUUUGUGCUUGUUUGAAUGGAAUUGAGAUUUUAGAUUUGAAAUUGUUGCCAUGGAACUGUUUUCAAAAGAUUCUAGUCUGUUGACCCGGAAGACAAUUGAUCAGCUUGAUUUGGAAAUGGAUUGGAUUUGGAUAGAUUCCAAUUUCCAGGAAACCAGAGCUUCCUUUUUAAUAGACAACAAAUGUAUGGAUCUGGUCUAAUCAUUCUUAAUGUUUGUCUUUGAAAGACGGCAUUGAUGCAAGCUUGCAGAUAUGGGCAUUGGGAAGUUUUACAG